This is a messenger RNA of Lentinula edodes (shiitake mushroom), 1218 nucleotides long. RefSeq lists its product as uncharacterized. Lineage: Eukaryota; Fungi; Basidiomycota; Agaricomycetes; Agaricales; Omphalotaceae. Bases 1 to 1218 code for a protein of 405 amino acids. Gene Ontology annotation, biological process: mRNA splicing, via spliceosome. Gene Ontology annotation, molecular function: RNA binding. Gene Ontology annotation, cellular component: U2 snRNP; U2-type spliceosomal complex. The record is from RefSeq and is a predicted model, not a curated record. The transcript has 7 exons.
AUGUCUUCUUUCCCUCCACCACCACCUGUCGCUGCUGGUUCAUCUGCCUCAGCCCAAGCAGCAGCCUUUUCAACAGAUCAACGAAUAUACUUUAGCAAAGAAUCAAAUACUUGGCGGUACGAAGAAGAAGAUGGAGCUGAAAUGGAAUUUGACGCCGUCAAGGGCUUAUGGGUGCCUCUUAUUGAUGAAGAUUUAGUGAAAGCACAACAAGCUGCGUACUCGAUUGCUGGUGUGGACGAAUCCACGCCUGCUGCUCCUGUUCUCAGACGCGAAAACAAAAAACGCAAGGAACCAGAAGAUUACACCUCUGCCACACCAACUCCCCUAGCCGGUCCUUCUAUCAAACGGGGAAAACACGACAAAAAGGAUAAGCCUCCUGCAGAGCGCAAGUCCAAGAAUACUGCUGUCUAUGUUACUGGUCUACCCGUGGACACGACUAUGGACGAAUUGGUGCAGUGUUUUUCCAGGUAUGGCGUACUUGAGGAAGAUGAUGAGGGCGAUCCCAAGGUGAAGAUGUAUGCAAAGGAUGACGGCUCGUUUAGCGGAGAGGCACUAGUGGUGUAUUUCAAGGAAGAUUCCGUGGUGUUGGCCCUCAACAUUCUGGACGAGAGUGAAUUACGGCUGGGAGAUCCAUCGACGAGGAUGAGUGUCGCCAAAGCCGAUUUCGCGCACAAGACGAGCCAAACAAACGGUGCUGGAGGUGAGCCGCGGAAAACGGUAGACAAAAAGAAGGUUUCAAGAAGACUGGGAAAGAUGCAAAAGAAGCUGGAAGAAUGGGUCGAUGAAGAUGGUUUUGGUCCUGCCAUGGAGCCCGAAGACAAUGCUAAUGUUGCCAAUAAAAACGGCAGAGUGGUCGUUCUCAAGCAUAUGUUCACCCUCGACAAUCUACAGAAAGAUGCAUCUUUACUACUCGAUUUGAAGGAAGAUGUCCGAGAGGAAUGUUCAUCUUUAGGGGAGGUGACGAAUGUCGUCCUGUACGAUAAAGAGAAAGACGGUGUGAUGACCGUAAAGUUCCGCGACCCUUUGAGCGCAGCGGCUUGUGUCAUCAAAAUGAACGGCAGAUUUUUUGACGGAAAAAGGGUAGAAGCUUCGCUCUACUCUGGCAAGCAGAGAUUCCAGCGUAGUGGUGCAGGUGAGGAUAUCGAGGGUGAGGGCGAUGAGGCUGAAAAGAAACGACUCGACGAUUUUGCACAAUGGCUAUUGACGGAAGGCGACUAG